AUGGAAUACCUGCCUGACUGCCGAGGCUCCGAAGAAGUUGCGUACAUCGAGGAAAUUGUCAAUCUUACAUGGCAUGUCGAUCCUCCGUCUUUCCCGAUUGGAUCUAACGAAGAAAUCAAGCUAAACGACAUGACAAUCACAAAGACGCGAUAUGAAAAAUGUGCGGGCCCGUAUCCGAUGUUUCGCGGAUCAGGUAAGCAUUUACAUAAUCGAUAUCAUUUCAAAAGCAGCUUGCUGUUGAACCAUAACUAA
Molecule: messenger RNA, 252 nt
Organism: Cylicostephanus goldi
Lineage: Eukaryota; Metazoa; Nematoda; Chromadorea; Rhabditida; Strongylidae
Source: the annotation of a GenBank genome assembly